AUGGACGUCAGCUUGACCUCCUCUGAGGAUGACUCCUCCUCCGAGACUGGAAAUGAUUGGAGCUUCAAGCGCCCCCCGCCUUCCGGCGUGGCAUGGGCUCCCCAAGCUCACUUGUAUGCCGCUGCUCGCAUGGAUCCCGUCACCAUGGUUCAGCAUCUCAAUGACCCGUUCGCCCUGGAGGCAGCGAAGCAGCUGGCAGAGCGAACUAAGACCUACCUGAUCUAUAUCGACCAUUCUCCCACCCUGCCGUUGGGUGGCAUCGAGCGAUGGUUCCAUUACGAAAUCACCGCGAUCGCGGCUGCUCCUCCUCCUCCAUGCGAAGAAGAGAAUCGCGGCCCGGAGGUUAGCGUUCCCAUCUUCCCAAACGACACGCACCCCACGGGACGAAUUCCACUCAAGACCGAUCCUGGCCCUUUCCCGUUCCCCAACUGCUUCCACUGGCCGCUCAAGGCCAUGUUGAUCCGCGUCUUACCUCGUCCCGAGGGGUGGAACCGUGACAAUGCCGUACGACUUCCAGGCGACUCAGAAGUGCUGAUGGGAACCUACUGGGAAAACGAUCAGUUCCGGUGUCGGAACCCGGAAGGGCAUCAUAAGCUGAAGGAGAAGCUAGCUCGAUACGAGAAGACUCUCGGCAAGCAGUUCGGUGCUCAGAUCCCUUUCUCCCUAGUACCCAUGUAG
Messenger RNA from Epithele typhae, 678 nucleotides. RefSeq lists its product as uncharacterized. Lineage: Eukaryota; Fungi; Basidiomycota; Agaricomycetes; Polyporales; Epitheliaceae. The record is from RefSeq and is a predicted model, not a curated record. The transcript has 2 exons. Bases 1 to 678 code for a protein of 225 amino acids.